AUGGCUAUUGAAUCACCGAAAAGUUUCAAGCGCAAAGCCUCUGAGGAGAUAGCUUCCCCGGAAUCCGGGCACCAGGCCAGCAAGAAGGCACGCACAGAUUCACCUGAGAAAGAGGAAGAUGGCCCUCUCGAUAAGUCGCCUCUCCGCAUUGUCCCAUUUCCUGAGAAGCCCGCUGUGCUCGAGGAACGCCGCGGUGACAUCGAGUUCCGCGUCGUCAACAACGAUGGUUCCCACGAUAGCUUUAUCGUCCUGACGGGCCUGAAGUGCAUCUUCCAGAAGCAACUCCCGAAAAUGCCCAAGGACUAUAUCGCGCGUCUUGUUUACGAUCGAUCGCAUCUGUCCAUGGCAAUUGUGAAGCACCCACUGGAGGUUGUAGGAGGAAUCACCUAUCGUCCGUUCAAUACUCGAAAGUUCGCCGAAAUUGUCUUCUGUGCUAUCUCCUCCGAUCAACAAGUCAAAGGAUAUGGUGCGCACCUGAUGUCCCACCUCAAGGACUACGUCAAAGCCACUUCCCCCAUCAUGCAUUUCCUUACCUAUGCCGAUAACUACGCCAUUGGAUACUUUCAGAAACAAGGCUUCACCAAGCAGAUCACCCUUGACAAAUCGAUCUGGAUGGGCUACAUCAAGGACUACGAGGGUGGCACGCUCAUGCAGUGCACCAUGCUCCCCAAGAUCCGCUACUUAGAGAUGGGUCGCAUGCUCGCCAAACAGAAGGAGUCGGAAUGGAAGAACGGGGUCUAUGCGCUCGAUCCUCUUAGCAUUCCCGUAAUCAAGGAAUCCGGAUGGUCGCCUGAUAUGGAUGAGAUGGCUCGCCAGCCUCGUCAUGGACCUAAUUACAAUCAACUGUUGCAUCUGUUGAAUGAUAUGCGGAAUCACAGUGCAGGCUGGCCAUUUGCUCAGCCUGUUAACCGCGACGAGGUUCCAGACUACUACGAGGUGAUUCUGGAGCCUAUGGAUCUGUCGACCAUGGAGGAAAAGCAUGAGAAGGACUUGUAUCCAACACCACAGGAUUUCAUCAAGGACGCCAUGCUGAUUUUCGACAAUUGCCGAAAAUACAAUAGCGAGACCACAUCCUACGCUAAGCUCGCCAACAAGCUCGAGAAGUUCAUGUGGCAGCAGAUCCGGAAUAUUCCAGAGUGGUCGCAUCUUGCCGAUAAUCAUUGA
Penicillium paradoxum is the source of this 1164-nucleotide messenger RNA. It is a transcript of the gene gcnE, whose product is annotated as histone acetyltransferase GCN5. Gene Ontology annotation, cellular component: histone acetyltransferase complex. The transcript is spliced from 8 exons. The coding region runs from base 1 to 1164 and encodes 387 amino acids. The record is from RefSeq and is a predicted model, not a curated record. Gene Ontology annotation, biological process: positive regulation of transcription by RNA polymerase II; chromatin remodeling. Gene Ontology annotation, molecular function: histone H3 acetyltransferase activity; protein binding. NCBI's taxonomy places the organism in Eukaryota, Fungi, Ascomycota, Eurotiomycetes, Eurotiales, Aspergillaceae.